Molecule: messenger RNA, 2379 nt
Organism: Closterium sp. Yama58-4
Lineage: Eukaryota; Viridiplantae; Streptophyta; Zygnematophyceae; Desmidiales; Closteriaceae
Source: the annotation of a GenBank genome assembly
AUGAAGAAUAUGAAGGUGCCGCCCGGAGCGGGCGGCGCGAUCGGAUCGGUGCUGCGCGCUGCGGUGGUAGGCGGUGCGGUGCUGUACGGUGCGGUGCACAGUCUGUACAACGUGGAGGGAGGCCACCGCGCGAUCGUCUUCAACCGGUUCUCGGGGAUCAAAGACACGGUAUAUCAGGAGGGGACGCAUAUCAUGAUCCCCGGUAUUGAGUGGCCCAUUAUCUACGACGUGCGCGCGCGACCGCAUCUCGUGGAGAGCACGUCCGGCAGCCGCGAUUUGCAGAUGGUUCGCAUCACGCUCCGAGUGCUCACUCGCCCCAUGUCCGACCGCCUCCCCACCAUCUACCGCACGCUCGGCCAGGACUAUGCGGAGAGGGUGCUGCCUUCAAUUGUUCAAGAGACGCUGAAAUCCGUGGUGGCUCAGUAUAACGCCAGCCAGCUCAUCACACAGCGAGAGUCUGUGAGUCGGGAGAUUCGCCGCAUUCUGGAAGACCGAGCAGCGUCUUUCAACAUCGCUCUGGAUGACGUGUCCAUCACCAACCUCACGUUCGGGCGCGAGUUUACGGCGGCCAUCGAGGCGAAGCAGGUGGCGGCGCAGGAGGCAGAGCGCGCCAAGUUUGUGGUGCAGAAGGCGGAGCAGGACAAGCGGGGAGCUAUUAUUCGAGCUCAGGGAGAAGCCACGAGUGCGCAGCUGAUAGGAGAGGCCAUAGCCAACAACCCCUCAUUCAUCACCCUCAGGAAGAUUGAGGCGGCGAGGGAGAUUGCCAACACACUGGCCAAUAGCAGCAACCGCGUCUUCCUCUCGUCUGAUUCGCUGCUUCUCAACUUGGCUGACGAGAAGACUGAUGUUCCGCCGGCUCCUGCUGCUGCUGCCGGAGCAAAGAAAAAGGUUUCCCUUCCUCCCAGCGGCCUUUCCGCUCAGCUUCCCACAACCACAGCCAUGUCUUCCAAGAAGAAGGUGAAAGAAGUGAAGGAGGAGAAGGGUCCCGCUGGCCCGCAGGUUCGCGAGGGCGAGAUCGUCUUCGGCGUCGCACACAUCUUCGCGUCCUUCAACGACACCUUCGUGCACGUGACAGAUCUCUCCGGCAAGGAAACCAUGUGCCGAGUCACUGGCGGCAUGAAGGUGAAGGCCGAUCGCGACGAGUCGUCCCCAUAUGCGGCUAUGCUUGCAGCGCAGGACGUGGCGAUCAGGUGCAAGGAGCUGGGCAUCACGGGGCUGCACAUCAAGUUGAGGGCCACGGGUGGUAACCGCACCAAGACGCCCGGCCCUGGAGCUCAGUCCGCCAUCCGCGCUCUUGCCCGCUCCGGCCUCAAGAUCGGCCGCAUUGAGGACGUGACACCUAUCCCCACCGAUAGCACUCGCAAAAAGGGUGGUCGCCGCGGCUUGCACCGCUUGUCGUCCGAGAUUCCGGCGUCAGUAUCCGUCCGUUGCUCUAACGACCUCGACGACACGGAUUCCGUCUUCUCCCUCGCUCUUGAUUCCGACGUUCCGUCCGGUCCACCUUCCCCGAAGCUUCCUCAUCAAGCCUCGCUGCCUCGUCCGUCUUUUUCCUCGUCACUUCUCGGCGCCUCUCACGCGGCCGCGCCUGCCGAUUUCGCAACCGCCGACCUUUUCGUACCGACGAGUUUCGCAAACGCUCAUCAUUUGGCGAAUGACAGUGUUACACCUGCUACGGAUGCUGAUUCGUCCGUUUCGUCUUCAUUCACCUCAGUCGACCUCGCUUCCGCGCGAACCUCCUCUAUAAGCACAUGCGGACAGCUACAACAGCAACUUAUAGCGGGGCCUAGGUCCGAUGACGUGGCACAGCGCAUCGCGCCGCGGGAUGCGGGGGAUGCGGAUUCGGAGGCGACGGCGGUAGCCACGGCGGCAGUGGCGGGAAUUCCGUCGGGCGGCGCGCUAGCAGCGCAGGUGGAGCAGUUUUUGGCGCGAGCGGGGGAGGUGGAUCAGGAGUUGCGCGAUUUGAAAGUGACUAUAGCGAGGCUGCUAGGGUUUGUGGACGACUAUCGGCUAUUAUCAAGCAAAGAUGCAGUGGAGAAGCUUGCAGAGAGGAUGACGUCAGAGUUGGAUCGACUACAAGGCACAGUGACAGGGAACCUGAGAGACCUUAUCAGCACCAGCUUUACAGGGGAGCCUGACAGGGUAAAUCACCCCAGAAAUGACCAGCACUCGGGCAGCCUCAGCAACAGCGGGAAACUGGGAAGCGGAGGGAUUGCGGGAGGAAUCGGAAGCCUUGGGGUGUGGUUAGUGGGUAGCAAGAUGUUACAAUCAGGAAGGGCUAUAGCAGUGAAUGGGGAGUGGAGGAAUCAUAAGGAGGCUGGUGACGUGGCACUCCGAUUGAACAUGGGCGUGAGGGACACUGCGAGGAGAAGGUACGAGUGA